Molecule: messenger RNA, 2115 nt
Organism: Cadophora gregata
Lineage: Eukaryota; Fungi; Ascomycota; Leotiomycetes; Helotiales; Ploettnerulaceae
Exons: 2
Coding region: 1-2115 (704 amino acids)
Molecular function (GO): protein binding
Source: RefSeq, a predicted model, not a curated record
AUGGCCAGGAUAUUUCGGUAUGAGGAUUGGGCGUCUACCGGCACUGAAGAUGCCCCAGUCCCAGCAGCAAAUCCACGCCAUGACAGCACGACUCUCUGGCCGGAUGAGAGUGAUUCGAGACCUCUCAAAGCCGUUCCUUUUAGACAGAGGCUGCAAUCCCUACCUCUCACUCGGAAGGACACAGAUCUGUUCAGAACACAGGGGUUGUCGGACAAUUCAAUGUACCUGGCACCAGACGACGCAAAGAAAUCUGGAGGUUUGAAAGGCCUUUUUCGAAAAGCUUCGGUCUCCAUUAAAAACCGACAGCGGCGCUUUUCACAUCUGUCUUGUGUGGCUGGCGAAGAAAACGCACAACCUGAAAGCCCUUGGCAGAGAUUGAAGACAGCCACAAGUUUCCACCGCUACUCACGGGCAGUGUCGGUCAGCUAUGAUACAGACGGCCCAUUCGACUCGCACGAAGAGGAUAUGUCUGCACCUAUCCCAGGGAGUGGCAAUCGGCCACCUAGGAUACCGAGAUAUGGGGGGUUUGCGGCACGACAAAAUGCAGCUCUGCACAAUGGAAUGGAACACGGCAGGGAAAGACUCAACCCAUAUCUCACACUGUCAGAUACAAGCGGGGAUGUAGAUAGAGAGAGCGCGAUCGCCAUGCCGUUUGACGGCUCGGAUCCAGGGCGGAUGGAGAGCGAGGUUGAAGCCGAGAGCACCGUGGUAGCAGCGGUUGCAAGCUCGACGAUCAACCGCGACUUUAUCACUGCAUUGCCGAAUGAACUCGCCAUGCAAAUUCUUGGCCAAGUUGAUGCGAAGACACUCAGGGGAUUAUUUCAUGUGUCUCGACGUUGGUAUGAAGUUGCGCAUUCUCAGCAGGUUUGGAGAGAGGUUUUCCUGAGAGAGGAGACUCAGGCAUAUGCUACUGGGAAACCUAUUCCCUUAGGGGCUGGUGUUGGACUCCCUGCUCACAGCCCCGAGAAUGACUGGAUGGCAUUGUCUCAAGCAAGAACUCAGCUUCGUGGCAAUUGGGAGACUGGGGUUUGUGACGCCCACUAUCUUCACGGCCAUUUGGACAGCAUUUAUUGUGUCCAGUUCGAUGAGAACAAAAUCAUCACAGGGUCUCGUGACAAGACCAUAAGAAUUUGGAACAUUGAGACUCUCUCUUGUACACUUGUCAUUGGUCCACCAAACGUGGUUCACGAUCCUUCCAUUCUGAAAGAUAACGACAAUCUCCCAGUACACUACGCGGCACGACAAGCGGGGAGCGCAUUUGAAGAAAGCGAUUUUGUCAGGGAACAAGAAAGCUUGCCAGAGACCGUCUCUUUCCCUAUACAUCACGAACAGUCAAUUCUCUGUCUACAAUACGACGAGGACAUCCUAGUCACUGGCUCAUCUGAUAGCACUUGCAUUGUCUAUGAUGUCAAGAAUGGCUAUAGGCCGAUACGAAGGCUUCACCGCCAUACAGCGGCUGUCCUCGAUCUAGCAUUUGAUAAGAAGUACAUUGUUACGUGCUCCAAAGAUAUAAGUAUCUGUAUUUGGGAUCGCCAGACGGGUGAGUUCCUCAAGCAGCUUCGAGGACACAGCGGACCCGUGAAUGCAGUUCAAUUGCGCGGAAACACGAUCGUGAGUUGUAGCGGCGACUUCACUGUUAAGAUGUGGAAUAUUGAGACUGGGAAUAUCAUCCAAACCUUGAGCAAUCACAGCAAGGGCCUUGCAUGCAGCCAAUUUUCUGAGGAUUCGAGAUACAUUGCAUCUGCUGGAAACGACAGGCUUAUAAAUGUCUGGAACGCAAACACGCAUCAACUCAUGUACACCAUUGAUGAAGCCCACGACAACUUGGUGCGGUCACUCCACAUCGAUUCGAUUAGCGGAAGAUUGGUAUCUGGGAGUUAUGACACUUCUAUCAAGGUGUUCAAUAUGGAGAAAGGACAAGAAAUCCUCGUCUUUCCUCAUUGGCAUGCUAGCUGGGUACUAGGAGCCAAGUCAGAUUACCGAAGAAUCAUCAGCACUGGGCAAGAUCCAAAGAUUUUGAUAUUGGAUUUCGGCAAAGGAAUUAAGAACAUCGACAAGCUGCGCAGCGAUAUCAGAAAAAUCGAUUUGCCAACUGGUAUGGUCGAAGAUGUUUGA